AUUGCCAUAGUUGGAUUUUAACUAUAAUCAAAUUGAAAAAAAUCCCCAAGAAAAACUUCCACCAUCAGUAUCGAUAAAUUUAUUAAACACGGUAUAAUGGAUAUUUUUUGACAUUAACAUUACGUCAUAUAGUUGCCGCGUCCCAUUAGAUCAGAACAACACUGAUGCGUGAAAAACAAAAUGGAAUACUAAGUUGCGAACUUCACUUCAAUCUAUUAGUAGUAGUAGUCGUAGUAGUGAAUGAGCUUUCAGUCGUUCAGAGAGAACCAGGAUUAUACCAGUGAAAUAGGUCAGUCUAUUCGGCGCCAUGAAUAUUCUAGCCGCUACACUCGUUUUGAUGGCGAUAGGAUGCGUAUACUCGCAAAAUUUGCAGUUUGAACGACUGGGCCAGGAUUUGGAGAACCAAUUUUCCCAUAUGGGUCAAGAUUUUGGUACACAAAUGAAUAACUUGGGAAACCAAAUGAACAGCAAAGCCAGCGAAAUGGGUAAUAGUUUAGAUAAACAAAUGAGUGACUUGGGAAACCAAAUGAAUAACUGGGGAAAUCAAAUGAGCAGUCGAACCAGCCAAAUGGGUAAUAGUUUAGAUAAACAAAUGAGUGACUUAGGAAACCAAAUGAAUAACUGGGGAAAUCAAAUGAGCAGUCGAACCAGCCAAAUGAGUAAUAGUCUAGAUAAACAAAUGAAUAACUUAGGAAACGAACUUUCCAACAUUCAUUUCACUCAAGGAAGAGCUCAAUAUUCCUCCCAUUCGUCACCAUCCAAUUAUGGCAUUGUACCUGAUCUUCAAGAAAUGAUGGUAUCAUUACAUGCCAAAUGCCAAUCUACUGGUCAUCCUGAAGUUCCAGAGUUAAUAGAGAUUGAUAGAGAGGAGAUCAACCGAUGCUUGAAAAAUACAUUAGACAUGGAAAAAUUACAAAAUGACUUAGUUCGAGCAAUGAGGGCGCAUGAUAUUCCAAAUUUCUUUGCACUUUGUGAAAUUUGGCCAAAAACUUCCAAUUGUAUCAAAAAUAGCCUUACUUUGUAUAAAUUAUGUUUGUCUCCCGAUGAAGUCAAGAUGCUCGAUAAAGUUAUGGACUUGGCCGAUGCUUCCAAUUCAUUUUUUUGUGACAAUAAUGCUGAGCACCCUAUCAAUUUCCUUGAAAAUAAUGGUUUCCAAUGUAUAGAUCAAAAUAGAGAAGUAAUACUAAACUGUGUCGUUGAUAUAGCACAGAAAGUAAGAAACAGCGGCAAAAAUAAUACUAUACCGGCUUUCGACGAGGCAGAGUGUAGUAAUUUCCAAGAUUUUCGAAGAUGUGUUGUGAGAAAACUGAGACAAUGCUCUUCCAGUGUGCCCUCACAAAUAACCGAUGAUUAUUUUGCUUUGAUAUAUAGAAAAGCUUGUAAUUCCGCAUCAAGAUUCACCUGGUUGUCUUUCGUCAACAUAGUUUUACUAUUCUUCACUUAUUUAUACUCCAAAAUGUUCUAACAUGUUUAAAACUAUUUUUGCAAUGGAUUGCUACCUCAAAAAAAUUCUUAAAGUAUAAAGCUUUUGAACGUCAAAUAUUUUAUAUUACUACAGAACGUAAAAAUUUUCUUACCAAAGAUGGCACAAUUAUGUAAUUUUUUAAUAAAUAAUUCUUUAAAGGAAGAGUUUGGAAUGUUGAAUCUUAAAACAUAUAACUAAUAUACACAGUUUUGUCUUUUAAUAGAAGCUACAUAAAAACAAUUAAUUAUUUUGAUUUAAAACAUUUGAUAAAUUUUUAAUCUCGAAAUUUUCAUAUAAAUAUAUUAAAUAACUCCAUAAGGAGAAAAUAUUCCUCAUUAUUCAUACUUGCUUUUAACAACAACUAAUAAAUGGUUCAAUUUUGAGUGGUUCAGUAUAAGUUAAAUAUAGUUAUUCCAAACUCUUCACUUAAUGAAUUCUUCUAAAGUACUUAUACUUAAACUAAGUAUUAUUAUUAAAAUAAUUAGAGUACUAGUGAUAUUACUUUCUAUAUGGUAGUAAAUAACGAUGAAUGUGUCAAAAUAAUAAUCACAAACAUUUUUAUCAGAUUUAGUCGUCAGUCUAAGUGUACCAUAGAUUAGAGGCACAAUAUAAGAAUAUUUCAUUUAAAAAUUUCAAUCAAUACCAUAAUAUACAUUAUUUUGAUUCAUUCAUUUUAAUUUUCCCUAUACCAUUUGUACAGAAAAAAUAAACUUCUGUUAGUGGAUAAUAGAAUAUUACAUAAGCUUCAGCUCUGAUUAAAACAGCUUUUCAAUUGGGGUGGUAAUGGAAACUAUAUAUGAAGAAUUAUUUUUUCAUUUUGUGUUAAAUAUGUAACUGCAGUCGAAUCUGAGAUUUAUAUUUAUAUUUUUAUUCAGGAAUUUCAAUUAAUUUUUGUGGUCAUCACUGAUUAAGUUUACUGUAGUGAAUUAUUUUUAAUUAUAUCUUCUAAAUGCAAUUUUCCUUUUAGAAACUGUUUUUGUUUAAUUUUUAAUGUUUAUUGGAAUUAGUUUGAUUUUUAUUAUGUUAAGACUGUAAACAAAUAAAUAAUUUCUUCUGC
Messenger RNA from Diorhabda carinulata, 2522 nucleotides. Its product is annotated as 27 kDa hemolymph protein-like. Lineage: Eukaryota; Metazoa; Arthropoda; Insecta; Coleoptera; Chrysomelidae. The coding region runs from base 308 to 1465 and encodes 385 amino acids. The record is from RefSeq and is a predicted model, not a curated record. The transcript is spliced from 5 exons.